Molecule: messenger RNA, 540 nt
Organism: Cladocopium goreaui
Lineage: Eukaryota; Dinophyceae; Suessiales; Symbiodiniaceae
Source: the annotation of a GenBank genome assembly
GUCGGCUUCAUUGGUGCAGCUUCCAUGGCCGGCCAGCGAAAUGGCGAAGCCAAGGAGAAUCAGGACACUUUCUACACCUCUGCAAAUGGGUCCGUCGCAUGCGUCGCUGUGGUGGAUGGCCAUGGCCGCCGGGGCGCUGUCCUUUCUGCAGCUGCACGCGAUGCCAUCGCAGUAGCCAUGAAAGAGCUGAAAAGCGGCUCUUCUGAAGAGUUGGCGAAGGUGGUCCUUCGGGUUGAUGCAGAGCUGUUGAUUCACCAGAAGGCGGAGCCAGAGUUGUCAGGGGCCACCUGUGCAGUCAUGCAGGUUGAUGGCAUCGGCCAGCAGAAGCGCAGGCUAUCUUUAGUACACUUGGGAGAUUGCGGUGCUGACUCAUUUGCUCCUGUCCUUUCUCUCCUCUCUUCCUCUCCUCUUCUUCUCUUUGCCACGUCUUGCUUCCCAGUCCUUGGGCGGAUGAAGGCCAAGAACAGUGGAUCGAACGGAGCGAACACGUGGAGCGCAGUGCGCCUCACAGAAGACCACCGGCCCGGUGAAGACAAGGAG